AUGGAUCGGCGCGGGGGCCGCGGCGCUCGCGACAGGGACUACGGGAGAAGAGACGACCGAAGAGACGACCGAAGAGACGACCGGGAUCGGGGUGGCCGGAGAUACAGAUCACGGUCCAGGAGCCCGGGACGGUCUGACCGCCGCGAUGGCGACCGCGGCCGCGACCGGCGAGAUGGUCCACCGGAGCGCGACAGAUAUCGGGACAGAGCAAGCGAUAGAGAUCGCGAGGGCGACCGGGGCUACGGACGUGAUCGUGACAGGGGAAGCGGGCGUGAGCGCGAACGCGAACGCGAACGCGACAGGCCCACAGACAGGCGAUACCGAGGAGGAGAACGGGAUGAUGGCCGUCCUAGAUACGGCGGUCGGGACGCCGAUGAGCCGCGACCGAGCAGGGAAGCAGUCAGAGACGUCCCAGACCUCAAGGAGCAGCGCUCUGAGCACAAUUCGCCUCUCCCGAGCCGGCCCAAGAGCGACAGAAAUACGCCCCUGUCGUUCCGUGUAGGAAAGAGCGAGGAGGAUCCCUCGCGUACAGGCCACAAGGACCGGGAGCCCGGACGGGAGCCCAGCGCCGAAAGAGGUGACGCCAUGGACGAGGAUGCCCACGAGGAUGAGGACGAUGACGAUGUGGAGGUCGACGAGGAUGAAGCUGCCAUGCAGGCCAUGCUUGGCUUUGGCGGGUUUGGCACCACCAAGGGCACCAAGGUAGCUGGGAACAACGUCGGGGGGGUAAGGAAGGAGAAGAAGACCGAGUAUCGCCAGUACAUGAAUCGCAUAGGCGGAUUCAACCGACCACUCAGCCCGGGUCGAUAG
This is a messenger RNA of Neoarthrinium moseri, 810 nucleotides long. RefSeq lists its product as uncharacterized. Gene Ontology annotation, biological process: RNA splicing. The record is from RefSeq and is a predicted model, not a curated record. NCBI's taxonomy places the organism in Eukaryota, Fungi, Ascomycota, Sordariomycetes, Amphisphaeriales, Apiosporaceae. Gene Ontology annotation, cellular component: precatalytic spliceosome. Bases 1 to 810 code for a protein of 269 amino acids. The transcript has a single exon.